Messenger RNA from Daphnia pulicaria, 2026 nucleotides. Its product is annotated as methyl farnesoate epoxidase-like. The transcript is spliced from 9 exons. The coding region runs from base 363 to 1868 and encodes 501 amino acids. Gene Ontology annotation, molecular function: iron ion binding; oxidoreductase activity, acting on paired donors, with incorporation or reduction of molecular oxygen, reduced flavin or flavoprotein as one donor, and incorporation of one atom of oxygen; heme binding. Gene Ontology annotation, biological process: xenobiotic metabolic process. NCBI's taxonomy places the organism in Eukaryota, Metazoa, Arthropoda, Branchiopoda, Diplostraca, Daphniidae. Gene Ontology annotation, cellular component: cytoplasm; intracellular membrane-bounded organelle. The record is from RefSeq and is a predicted model, not a curated record.
CUCGACAAUUUUCGUUAUUUAUUUGAUUCAAGGGAUGGUUAAUCAUUUGAUUAAUGGGAAAAGCGCCUUGAAACGUGAAUUGCAUGUAUGAUCUAUGCGGUGAGCUUUGUAGCAUUUUAUUUUUCUCUCUAAACCCCGGGAAAUUGGAAAGAGACACAAGAUAAUGAGAAAUAUAGCUGCUGACAGUAGUUAAAUUUACAACCACUCGCGGUCCCGCUGACCUCAAAUGGCUGUAUAUGGGCUGUUUGCAUUCUUAUCGCAAGUUCCUCAGGUGAAACGUGUUUCCCCACCUUCAGGCCCUUUGUCGAAGUCGCUUGAAUAAUACAGUCUACUUUAAGUUGCCAGCUUGACGUGACGCUGUAAUGCUGCCGUUAAUAGUUUAUUAUUUCAUUUUGUUCCUUGUCUGCUGGAUUGGGUUGUGGUACAUUAAACUACUGUGGAAACCUGCCGGUUAUCCACCAGGCCCAUCGGGAGUAUUGAGUUUCUUAGCUCUGAACAAGCAAAAUGAGCCUUUUCUUUCCAAGGCAAUGCAGAAAUUGUCGGCAGAGUAUGGACCUGUAAUAGGCCUUAUCCUUCUUCACAGGAAAUUCAUCUGUGUUUCUAGCCGCCAGGCUGCUGUUGAUGCUUUGAGCAACACGGAGCUUUUGGGCAGGCCCAAAUCUUUCGAUUUCAAUCUGCGAACCAAAGGAUUGAUUCGUGGUGUCUUGAUGACUGACGGUGACUUAUGGAAAGAUCAGAGGCGGUUUACAAUCAAACACCUCAAGGAUGUUGGCGUUGGAAAAUCUUCCCUUGAAGGAAUGAUUUUAGAUGAAAUUCGUGAAAUGAUAUCCGACUUGAAAAAUGUUGUAGAUUCCUCCAGUGACGGAGUAAUCAAAUUGGACAAUGUAUUCACCACUGCCGUGCUCAACAUAUUGUGGGUUAUGGUUUCCAGUAGGCGAUUCGAGCGAGGAGAUCCGAAGAUGGACGAACUAGCGACUUGCAUGCACGGUUUCAUGCGUUUCAGCAAUGGUGGACCUACUUGGUUGAGCUUAAUUCCGAUUUUACGCUUCAUCAUACCGGAACUUAGCGGUUACAACAAGCUAAUGGGGUACAUUAGACCCAUACGUUCCUACGUCGAGGAAGAGGUUGCGGAGCACCAGAGAACCCGUCAAGCGGAUUCGCCUCGCGACUAUAUUGACCUUUAUUUGGAAAAACUUGACGAAGAAAAGUCUAUAAAUAAUUCAACCUUUGAUGAGGAGCAGUUGUUGGCCACUAUUUUUGACAUUUUUGUUGCCGGAUCGGAGACGACGAGCCACACACUCGGAUUCUCAUUGCUCUUUAUGAUAUUUCACCCGAAAAUUCAGGAGAAAGUUCAAGACGAGAUUGAUGAAAUCCUACAAGGAAGAGCUCCAUCUCUUGCAGACAGAGGAAGAUUACCGUAUACGGAAGCUACGCUCCAGGAAAUCCAAAGACUUGGGGUAGUAGCUCCAGUUACGAUACCCCACGUAGCGGAAAAGGACACGAAAUGUCAAGGAUAUGUCAUACCAAAGAAAGCAGUGGUAUUUAUCAAUCUCUGGGCCAUUAAUAACGAUCCUGAAAUUUGGCCAGAACCAACUAAAUUUCUCCCGGAAAGACAUUUGAAUGAUGCUGGGGAAUUUGUCAAGUCGGAAAAGAUGUUAAACUUCAGUCUCGGUAAACGAAGCUGCAUUGGAGAAACACUUGCGCGAAAUUCUCUUUUUCUCUUCUUCACAUCCAUCAUGCAACACUUUCACUUUGAAUUUCCUAAUCAAAGAGAUGUGGACGAGGAGUUGCCUUCUCUUGAACCAAUUCCCGGCUUGACAUUGGCUCCUCGCCCAUGCUUUGCCCGUGUAAUCAAAAGAUCAGUGUAAUACUGUAUGUAUUUCUUUAUUCCGGUGCCAGUGGAUCAUGAGGAAUAGGACAGAAAAAAUAGGAUACGAGUUUAAAACUUCAGCCGUAAUUUUAAAAAUCAUUGUCGAUAAGUCAUGAAAAUUUAUAACGGACUUUGAAAUAGAACUACCCCUCCUUA